ACGGAAAUAAUUCAGUUGCUAGCGCUAUCUUUACAUUUAGGGAAACGUAACUGUUUAACUCAAUGUUUUCAUAUUAUAGCUAAAUUCCUCUCUUCUUAAGGGCCUCGCCCACACCAGAGGUCGUAAAGCUUCCACAGGUACAAUGUAGCGGUUAAACUAUUUUACUAAGAGCUGUCUCACUGCCAAUCAUGACCACACUAUCGACACCAUCCCAGUAUUCUGGAUCCAGCUCAACAUGCAGGUUAUUACCAGGGGAUGGGAGUCAGGUCCAACCCAAAGCCCCACUCCUGCAUAUCCUCCGUGUGGCUGGCGCCCAGGAGGAAACCUUCACGCUGAAAGAGGUCAUGCACUACCUGGGCCAGUACAUUAUGGUGAAGCAGCUGUAUGACAAACAGAGGCAACACAUCGUCCACUGCCAGGACGACCCUCUGGGAGAGCUGCUGGAGGUGGAGAGCUUUUCGGUCAAAAACCCCAGUCCUGUCUACGAGAUGCUGAAGAAGAACUUAAUUGCCCUUAAUUGCACAGACGCUGCAAAGAAUCUUUCUGUCGACAAGGAUUCUAAUGAGACCGCAAGCGAAGAUCCCGGUCAGACAUCCAGCAGCCUGUGCAAGCUGGGCCAGGCCCUGGGCUUCACCGGAUCCAGUGGGUCUGCUGCACAGACUACCUCACAGCGCCGGCAGAGGGAGCCUGACGAGGAUUCUCUAGAUGGCUUGCCCAGAUCUGCUUGCAAGCGGCCAAAGCUGGAUGUCAAUCUGGAUGAGUGGGACUUGUCUGGGCUGCCCUGGUGGUUUCUGGGUAACCUGCGCAAUAACUAUGGCCGCAGGAGCAAUGGUUCCACAGACAUCCACACUAAUCAACUGUCCCCCGGGCAGGAUGAAGACACGGCCAUCGUGUCGGACACCACGGACGACCUGUGGUUCCUGAACGAGGCGGAGAGCGAGCAGGUCAGUGUGGAAAUGAAGGAGGCGGCGCUGGAGCAGGGCAGUGACGGAGAGCUCCAGCAGGAGGAGGAGGACGGAGCCAAGGCCAGCAGGGAGGACAAGGAGAUGCAGGAAGAGCCAGAUGAGGAUUCGCAGUGUCUGAGUGACGAUACAGACACGGAAAUCUCCACGCAGGACGCGUGGCAGUGCACAGAGUGUCGUAAGUACAACACGCCCAUGCAGCGCUACUGCGUACGCUGCUGGGCGCUGCGCAAGGACUGGUACAAGGACUGCCCCCGCCUGGUGCACUCCAUCUCCGUGCCCGACAUCCCGGCCAGCGACAGCGGGCAGCAGGAGGACGGCGAGGACGACGGGAUCGAUGUGCCCGACUGCCGCCGCACCGUCUCGGACCCGGUCAUCCUGCCCUCCCACAGCACCCGCGACCGGCCGCUGCCCCCCGCCGCGGGGGGCCGGGGCAAGGGCAAGGGCCGGCUGCCGCCCCACCACCUGCCGGACCCCGAGCCGGGCAGCUCGGAGGGGGACAGCCAGGACACGCUGGACAUGGAGACGGACUACCGGCAGGAGGCCCUCCUGGAGCCCUGCAAGCUGUGCCGGGUGCGGCCCCGCAACGGCAACAUCAUCCACGGCCGCACGGCGCACCUCCUCACCUGCUUCUCCUGCGCCCGCAAGCUGCACAAGUUCCACGCGCCCUGCCCCGGCUGCGGCCAGAUCAUCCAGAAGGUCAUCAAGACCUUCAUCGCCUGAGCGCCGCCGCGCAAGGCGCGCACUCCGCACGCCGGGCGCGUUCAGCUCCUCGCUGACGAGGCCCGACGAAGGUACCCAGUUAAGUUAUUUGUCUGUCAGUCAAAUGCCGGACUUACUUUUUUCCUCAUUAAAGCAGGCUCUCUCCGUGUAUGUUGUGUACCAGCCGUGUCAAAUUGAAAAUGGUAAUUUAAAAAUCAGAGGUAUUUAUUUAUUUAUUUAUGUGUUGUGGUUGUUGUAAUCGUUUUUUGCCUGUUUCAUGAAUAGCUUUGCGGCAUUUGUGUCGACGAGUAACAAGCAAGUGUACAGUUGUGACUGCAGUCAGUGACAAGUCCUUUGUUUCACAGUCGUUCAGUGAACAUGACUUACAAACUUACAUUUCCAGUUUGUACCUAUAGUUACAGUUAAAUGGACAAGUGCCAUAAAAUUUAUUUAGGCUUAGAAAUAACAGUGGUUCUCCUUGUAACCUAAUGGUUCUCUUUGUGAAUUCCUCAGAAGACAAUGUAGCUCCUUGAGAAAAAGAUGUAAGUGUUUAAUCAAUAUGUGUAAUUCAAAGUGCCAAACUGAUUAAGGCUUGGUAUUUUGUCUGAAACCUAAUUCUGGUAAUUCUCUUCCCAGUCUGUUUUGUUUCAGGCUUUAUUUCAACUUAUUUCACACUCUUGUUUUACGAAAGGCUACAAAUGACGCAAAAAAAAAUGUAUUUUAGUUGCAACCAGCUUGGUAUCGUUUGGCAGCGUUUACUGGGGUUAAGUUUAUUUCUACCGGUUAUUUAUUUACCACUGCUGUUUAGUGUUCUGUUUCAGUACUGGUGUCAGCGCCAGCAAGCAGAAAUACACAUUUGCAGGACCAAACCUGUCCUACACUUUAAAGUUUAGAGCUCUUGGGUAGCAUAUGAAAGACGGGCACUAUCUGUACUUAGAUGGGUUUUUCCUUCAUCGGCUUGUGAAAUGUCAGUGCCUUCCAGUGUAGAGGGUAAACAGAAGUAGCACUUUAUGGCAUUUUAAUCCUCUACAGCUGAAUUGAAUGGGUAUUAGUCAUCUUAUUUCCUUAAUCCCUUAUUUCCUCGAUUGUAUGCGCUUGACAAAAUUAGAGAAUCUGCAGUAGGUUCGCGGUUGCAGAACUAGCCACUGCAAAUGAACAGAGAUUUGUUUACACAGCAUACCAUGCUGAAGAGUUUAGUCUUAGGAAGGAUAACAAACAAAUAUUGAACAUAUGGUGGGUGGUCCGCCACGCCAGUCUGGGGAAGAGGAGGUCAGGUCAGUGAGGAGCGCUUGCUGGUGAGUUUUUCUGCCCUGUGAAGAUGCAAUUCCUCUUCAUCUAUACGAGCCCACCGCGUGGUGAAGCGUGGAUCUAAGAUGUCUGAGUGAUUAGCAGUGAUAUGAGCUGCCCCCCCC
Messenger RNA from Megalops cyprinoides (Indo-Pacific tarpon), 3076 nucleotides. RefSeq names its product MDM4 regulator of p53 (gene mdm4). Gene Ontology annotation, cellular component: nucleus. Gene Ontology annotation, biological process: regulation of cell cycle; negative regulation of apoptotic process; protein ubiquitination. Gene Ontology annotation, molecular function: ubiquitin-protein transferase activity. The record is from RefSeq and is a predicted model, not a curated record. The transcript is spliced from 11 exons. Lineage: Eukaryota; Metazoa; Chordata; Actinopteri; Elopiformes; Megalopidae. The coding region runs from base 189 to 1685 and encodes 498 amino acids.